Messenger RNA from Kwoniella shivajii, 1773 nucleotides. RefSeq lists its product as uncharacterized. Bases 1 to 1773 code for a protein of 590 amino acids. The record is from RefSeq and is a predicted model, not a curated record. Gene Ontology annotation, molecular function: squalene monooxygenase activity; flavin adenine dinucleotide binding. Gene Ontology annotation, cellular component: endoplasmic reticulum; membrane. Lineage: Eukaryota; Fungi; Basidiomycota; Tremellomycetes; Tremellales; Cryptococcaceae. Gene Ontology annotation, biological process: ergosterol biosynthetic process. The transcript is spliced from 6 exons.
AUGUCAACCACUCCCGAUGUCGAAGUAGCCAGUUCCGGGUUAGAUCAUGUCUCUCUCCAUUCCCUCGAACCUGAGAUUAUCAUAAUAGGAGCAGGAGUAAUCGGAUGCGCAUUGGCCUAUUCGUUAUCCCAAUCAGGUCGAAAAGUAGUUUUAUUAGAGAGAGACUUAUCUGAGCCUGAUAGGAUAGUAGGUGAAUUACUUCAACCUGGAGGUGUAGCUGCGUUAGAACAAUUAGGGAUGCAAGAUGUACUUGAUGGGAUCGAUGCGGUUCCUGUAGAAGGUUAUUGUAUCGUCUCAGGUGAAAAUCAAGUCGGUUGUCCUUAUCCCCUACUUGAAGAAAUGGCAGGUCUACCUUCACCUCCUUCUUCUUCUUCUUCCAUCGAUACUUCGACUGUCGUCUCCAAAGAAGAAGCUGCUCAAGUCAGCGACGAAAAAACGUGGAUAGAUAAAAAAGGAAAAUGGCAUGUCGAAUCUACAUCAGGUAAAAAAGAAGGUAGAUCGUUUCAUCACGGAAAAUUAAUCUCAUCAUUGAGGAGAAAAGUAUUACAGAACUGUAAAGGUGUGACAGUCUUGGAAGCUACCGUCAAAGAUCUGGUAUUCUGUGAACACACGAAUCGAGUGAUCGGAAUUUCAGCUUCGUUCAAACCUUCAACUUCAUCUUCUACUCCCACUUCCACUUUCACUUCCACUUCUACUUCAAAUGGUACUUCGGAUGAAACAAACACGAACCAAACGGGCCCAACAACAACAAGUUCGAAUGGAAUGGUAAGGAAAUUAUAUGCACCAAUAACUAUCAUAGCAGAUGGCUGUUUCUCUAGAUUCAGAUUAACUCCAGGAACGAGAACACCAACACCAAAAACCAGAAGUCAUUUCGUUGGAAUCAUAGUGGAAAAUUGUAAAUUACCUAUACAAAACAUGGGCACAGUUUGUCUUACACCUCAAGGACCUGUUUUACUCUAUCAAAUCGGAAAUCAAAAUGGGGAAAUUAGAAUGUUGGUUGAUGUCAAAGGUAAAUUACCAAGUGUAGGUGAUGGUAGUUUGAAACGACUGAUUGAAGAGAAAUACGUUCCUCACUUACCUGCCACUUUACAACAACCUGUGUUAACGUCGCUUGCGACGCAACGCUUACGUUCAAUGCCCAAUACCUUUCUCCCACCUUCGAUCCAAGGCCUCUCGUCUACCCUGUCAGGUGCCAUCCUCUGUGGGGACGCCUACAACAUGAGACAUCCUUUGACAGGUGGAGGAAUGACAGUAGCUUUCAACGAUGCUAUAAUCUUGACUGAGAAAUUGAAACCUUCACCAGAGUUGCCGGCAGGAAGAGAUGGAUUGGAGAAUUGGGAUGUCGUGGGUGAUAAGUUGAGAGAAUGGUUUUGGGAAAGAAAGAAGUUGAGUGGUGUGGUGAAUGUUUUAAGUAUGGCUCUGUAUAGUCUUUUCGGUGGUGCAGAUGAACCAGAACUCGAAGUAUUGAGAGAAGGUUGUGUGAAAUACUUGGGAAUGGGAGGUGAAAGAGUCGCAGGACCAGUUGGAUUAUUAUCUGCUCUCACUCCGGCACCUUUCAUGUUAUUCUAUCAUUUCUUUUCAGUGGCAUUCUAUUCGAUCUUCUUAUUAUUGAUCAAAGGUCCACCUAAUUCUUCUUUGAGAAAUAACAAGGGUCUUUCCAAUCCUUUAUUGGUUUUGUUAUCAUUACCUCUAAACUUGAUCUACUCGAUCAAAGUCUUUUGGACAGCUUGUGUGGUUUUGUUACCUGUGAUUUAUACUGAAUUUAGAAUAUAG